AACUCAAUUUUGACCUUUUCUAAAUGCCAGUUACCUGCUCAUCUGCCCUCCUUUCUUAAACCAAACCAAGCGCUCCAAGCAAACGCGGCAUCCCUGCAUCAUUGACUUUGAGCUGAGUGGUUGACUUCGUGGUUUGGAGGCAUCGACCCAUCAUCUGGUUCUUGUGUUCUUGCUACAAUCAAUCGAGGUUUUGGCUGCUUCGGAUUUCCUGCAAACAUUAGCAGGGUGCGAAUUUGGUAGGUAGUUCCAGGGAAUACUUGAACAUUGCACUGAAUUUUGUGAAAAUUAGCGGUUAUCCGGAAUGGAGAACCAGCCAGGUCACCCUCAGCUCGGUAUGUUGGAUCGAGGGUUUCGCCCAUUCCCUUCAAUGUUGUUUCCGACGCUAGUUACAGAGCAACAACAUCCCGUUUCUUCAGUCAACACAGCAUCAAUUCAGAUGCCGCCUCUGCCAUAUCAUCCCGAGCCAAACGGCAGUAGCAUAUGCCCAGCUGAUGAUGGCUACAUCUGGAGGAAGUAUGGGCAGCAGACAAUUCCGGGUUGGAGAUGCCCACCGAUCUACUAUGAAUGCGCCCAAGCAAACUGCGGUGUCAAGAAAUCGGUGGCAUUCUCUGCGGAUGGUCAGGUUCUUGAGACGGUUGUCAGGGGUAGUCACAACCACCCACGUCCAUCAGAAAGGUGGCCAAGAGAUGGCCGCGCUGGAUUCGGACCAGGUUCUCAAGAUUAUGUGCUACCAGAGGUAUCAGCAGCAGCAGGGAUUUUAAUGCCUCGGAUGGGAGAGCAACUGCCCAGUUCAAGCAAUAGCGAGGAAGACGAUGAUGGUGGAGCAACAGCCAACGGAGAUUUUGCCGGUGAUGCCAGUGCAACGGAAAGACAUGUGCGAGCUCCAGGUGAAAGGGUCACUGUGCAAACCGAGGGUGGAAAUUCUCACCAAAGUGAAAGAAGAAGAUCAAAGUCCAAGGUGUGGGAGGAAUUUAGUGCUGUGUUAAGCGAUGGAAAAAUUCGAAGUGCAGAAUGUAAACAUUGUAAAAAGCGCCUUAGUGGAAAAAGUUCGGGGGGAACAAGCCAUCUGCGCCGACAUCUCAAGAUCUGUCCUGCACAACCUGCAACAGAUAGGGUGAAGCAAGGACAGUCAUCGUCACAUCCUGAUUCAUCUGUUGAGAAGCAUUGGAAAUUUGAUCAGGAUAAAUCUUUUGAAUUGCUUAUCAAGGUUUUAGUCUCCAAUCUUUGUUCCUUUCCGUUGACAACCAGCACAACAUUUAGGCAAUUUUUGGCUGGCAUCUGUCCCACAUAUGAUGUGGUACCGCAAGGUGCUAUACAGGAGAAGUUUCUCAGUAUUUUUCAGAAUGAACAGCUGAAACUGAAGAUGGAAAUAGCCCUUGCACCUGGGGGAGUUUUCCUGACAGUAGCAAAUUGGUCUAUUGAAUAUAAAGACUUCAUCAGUGUGACGGUGCAUUUUAUUGACAAAGAAUGGAACAUGAAUAGAAAAAUCAUCAGAUGUACCUUUGCUGGGUGUGAGUUUGAGAAUGAGUACUAUGUUAGCAUGUUUCCCGAUUGGAAAUCCUUCCGCAAUAUGACUACGGAAAAUAGCACAGCAGCCGCAGAAGAAAUAGUAAAAGAAGUAGUACCGAACUGGAAUCUUGAGCGGAAGCUUUUAGGAAUUUCAUUUCACAAGUCAUUGGUUGAUGUACCUAUUUUGGGCUUGGAAAACAAUAUUACAGAACAGAAUUACCUCCUUGCCAAAUGUAAGUUAUUAAGUUUACCUUGCAUAAUAGGUGCUCUUCAUGACUUUUUUGGUUACGACAUCGACGAAUCUGUCCUGGAAACAAGCCGGAACUGGUUUCAGUACAUGACAUGCUCCCCACUGAGUACGGAUAAAUACAAAGAAAUCCUUUCACAGCUGCAAAUAAACCGACCUUCUUUUGGUUCAGAGUACUGGCACUUGACUUUCUACUUAUUGGAGGCUGCUUUGCAGUUUAACAAGGUUCUGACAAACCCUGAACGGAUAAGUCUAGAAUAUUUUUCAUCUAAGCCACCUUGUACACAGCUAAAAGUAGCAGAGGACUUUUGUGAUGUUGUAAGGCCGAUUUACCAUGCAAUUAAAGAGGUUUCCAGCCCUUGCAAUGUGACAUUAAAUUCACAUUUUCACGCAAUUUGGAAGUUGAAGAUAGCUCUGCUGGGUUCAUCUAGAAAGGAAAAUAUCAACCAAGUUUUGAAUGUUGAACAAAUGCAGAUGAAGUUUGAUCAGCUUUGGAAGAAAUGGUACCUAUGGCUAUCUUUAGCUGUUGUUCUAGAUCCCAGAUAUAAAAUCAAGUUUCUUGUUUUUCGCUUCAAGGAAGCUUUUGGUGGCCAUGCCAAAAGGUACAUCUUUGAAGUGCGUGGAAAGUUGUAUGAGCUCUUUCUUCAGUACACUUGUCAUGUUGAUCAGCAAAAUGGUGAGCAUUUAAAUCAGAGAAACAAUGAUUUACAGUUGGAUACACAUGGUAGUGUACCAGUACGUGACACCAGUCAAAAUUACAUUGAGCAAGCAGCACAUGAGGAAUUGGGAGAGCUCAUUGGGUACCUUGAAGGAGAGAUUAUUCCUCAAAAUGACCAUUUUGAUAUUCUGAAAUGGUGGAAGGACAAUGCUUCAGUGUACCCAGCGCUUGCCCGGCUGGCACGUGAUAUCUUAGCAAUACCUGUAUGUGCAGUUUCUGCUGAAUCUGCAUUUCACGAAAAUGAUGAACGAGUGAGCCUUUUCAAACGAAAAAUGAGCCCUGAAGUAGUUGAGGCCCUCAUCUGUACCCAGGAUUGGAUCAAAUCUUCAGAAAUAAGUGAUGACGAUGGCGGAAACAUAAAUAUGCCUACUUAACUCAUGGCAUGUUCAAUUCAUACAAAUGAAGAACUCAUCGAAGACGGUAGAAGAACUUGUGAGUGCAGUGGUGAAAGCAUAUGAAGAAUAUCCGACGGAUCGGUCCAAUCAUGUCUUUCUCACUCAACAAUCUUGCAUGAGAGAAAUUAUACGAGAGAAGGGCAGCCAACACUACGUCAUUCCACAUAUGCAGAAGAAAAUGCUAGAGAGGAAUACGAGCUUCCAAGAAGUCUAAAAUGUGAUACUCAUAUUGUAGAAGAAGCCAGGGUGUACUUGAAUUAGUCUUCUGUAGUUUUAAUUUGGCUUUUUGGUUAGCUACUUGUUCACUACUUGAUCAAGAUGUUUUAUGGACUAAAUCAAAUUGUAGUUUAAUUUCUGAUGGAAUCACAAAGAACAUCAUAUGUUUACGCA
Molecule: messenger RNA, 3259 nt
Organism: Phragmites australis (common reed)
Lineage: Eukaryota; Viridiplantae; Streptophyta; Magnoliopsida; Poales; Poaceae
Product: zinc finger BED domain-containing protein RICESLEEPER 2-like
Exons: 6
Coding region: 302-2848 (848 amino acids)
Biological process (GO): regulation of DNA-templated transcription
Molecular function (GO): protein dimerization activity; sequence-specific DNA binding; DNA-binding transcription factor activity
Source: RefSeq, a predicted model, not a curated record